UUCCAUCACCAUCUAUAAAUAUCCAUAUCCAUCUCUAAUCUAUCUCGUUGACCUCAAACAUCAAACAAUUAUCACAAACAGACAUAACGAAAAUGAAGUUUUGGGGCUUGACAAUAAUUCCCCUGUUGCUUUUGUUCCAAGGAGGCUUAGCAGAGCAAUGUGGGAGGCAAGCUGGUGGUGCUCUGUGUCCAGGAGGUCAGUGCUGCAGCAAGUACGGCUGGUGUGGCAAUACACCUGAUUACUGCACCAAUGGAUGCCAAAGCCAAUGCUCCGGUGGUGGCGCCGGCGGGGAUAUUCCGAUCUCAAGGUCCACUUUCGAUGAGAUGCUUAAGCAUCGAAAUGAUUGCCCUAGCAAGGGCUUUUAUUCCUAUGAUGCUUUCAUUGCUGCAGCCAAAGCCUUCCCUGGCUUUGGUACUACCGGUGACGACGCCACCCGGAAAAGAGAGAUUACUGCUUUCUUAGGCCAAACUUCCCAUGAAACUACAGGAGGAUGGCCAGCUGCACCCGAUGGCAGAUACGCUUGGGGAUAUUGCUUUGUCAGGGAGCAAAAUCCUGGAAGUGAUUACUGUUCCCCUGAUCCCAAAAAUCGAUGUGCUUCAGGACGCAAAUAUUUUGGCCGUGGUCCAAUUCAACUUUCAUGGAACUACAACUAUGGGCCGUGUGGAAGAGCCAUUGGAGUAGAUUUACUAAACAAUCCAGACCUUGUUGCUACGGACGCUGUAAUAUCAUUCAAGACAGCAAUCUGGUUCUGGAUGACACCACAAUCGCCAAAGCCCUCCUGCCACGACGUCAUCACCGGGAGAUGGAAACCUUCCGCAGCUGACUCAGCUGCCGGUCGAGCUUCCGGUUACGGUGUGAUCACGAACAUCAUCAAUGGUGGGAUUGAAUGUGGCAAAGGUAGGAACGAUAAGGUAGAGGAUCGCAUUGGAUUCUAUAAGAGAUACUGUGAUCUACUUCGUGUUGGAUAUGGGAAUAACCUUGACUGCUACAACCAGAGGCCUUUUGGGUCUGGCCUAGAAACCAUGUAAAACAAAUUAGACUAAUUCAAAUGUGCUACAAUGUAAAGUACUAUGGAUGCCUUUUUUUUUUUUUUUUUUUUUUUUGCGUUUGGUUUUGUUUGUGUCAUUGUCACUGCUAUGGUGACGAUGGGUGUGUGGGGCUGUGUUACUCAUAAUGCUGUAUUAUGGAAUGAGAAAGUAAUAAUAAAGUAAUGGUGAAUAAUUCCCACAGGAAAUUAAUAA
Ziziphus jujuba (common jujube) is the source of this 1241-nucleotide messenger RNA. RefSeq names its product endochitinase. The transcript has 3 exons. The record is from RefSeq and is a predicted model, not a curated record. The coding region runs from base 93 to 1028 and encodes 311 amino acids. Gene Ontology annotation, biological process: chitin catabolic process; defense response to fungus; cell wall macromolecule catabolic process. Gene Ontology annotation, molecular function: chitin binding; chitinase activity. NCBI's taxonomy places the organism in Eukaryota, Viridiplantae, Streptophyta, Magnoliopsida, Rosales, Rhamnaceae.